This is a messenger RNA of Anopheles gambiae (African malaria mosquito), 3644 nucleotides long. RefSeq lists its product as uncharacterized. The coding region runs from base 2660 to 3424 and encodes 254 amino acids. The record is from RefSeq and is a predicted model, not a curated record. Lineage: Eukaryota; Metazoa; Arthropoda; Insecta; Diptera; Culicidae. The transcript is spliced from 3 exons.
CGCAGAUUUUGGUGCAUUUUCUGCGCUGGAAACUGCUCGAAUUUGCGCAGCGGGUUUCGGAAUAUAUUGCAAGCUUUAACAAAAACAGUACCAGAAUUGUUGCUGCUUGCAUCAGCAUUUUAAUGCAUGUUUUACAACAUAUUUAUUGUUUCCGUAUUUGAAAAAAGAAAACCACACACAAUAUUCAUUCACUCUCUUUCCUGCUGGGAAGCAGUUUUGUUUUACAACACAAACACUCACACAAACAUUUGAAAAAGCCGUAUAAAGCAACACAUAACCGGAAGCAUGGAUUAAAUUUUCAUUUUUGAAGUCAAAUUACCAUAAAAUUCUAACCAAAGUGGCACACACAUAUUCACGCAAACCAAAUGACUUUUACAAAGGUAGUGUUGAUUUUAAGUCGAAGGAAAGGAUAUUUAAACAUUUUUUGAAUUAAUCGGAAUAUAAAUGUAAGAAGAGAAGAAAAUAUUUUAUAGAUGCUUCUCAUCGGUCUGCAGUUUUAGCGAGAUUUUCCUUCUCUACCAAAUUCAAACAAAUGUGAUUGUUUUAUUUGGCAAUAUGCGUUUUAAAUGGUAUGUGGCAAAUAUGAUUGCUUAAAGAAAAGAAAACUUUAAAAAGAUUUGUAAUGCCAAGCAAGCAAACUUUACGACAAUUAUUCUUCUGUCACUUUAGAAGCGAACACUCAAAUACAAGACUGGCAUGUUUAGUAGCUGUGUUAUUUAGACAGGCAGACGCAUUUUCUCACUUUUAUCUGCUGUGGUAACUGAUUCUGUAUAAUAAAUUCACCACACGCUCUCCAUUAAUUGUGUUCAGCCAGCUAAAUUGCGCAUUCGCUUACGACCUUUUGUUCGAAUAUGAUACCUCAACUGGCUUGAGUGAAGUUACGUGUUACAUCCUUCUAUCGUGUAAAUAAAAUGUGAUUCAUCUCUUUAGUUUUCGUAGUGGCAAAUGGUCGUAUUCUCGACGAUACGCUUCUAAUUUCUCGACUAGAUAGAUUGUUACGAUUUAUGGCCAUUGGGGACUGAUUAAAUUCAUGUUACAUUGAUCUGGCAAACACAGUAUCCUACACCACUUUGGCUAGGAUAUCAGAGGUAUUGAGUGAGAGAAGGUGGGAUGCGAUUAGUUUGUGCUUCUCUGUUAACACGUUACACGUUUUGUGGAGUUUCGCAUAAUCGUCGUAUACACACAAGGGAAAAGGUAUCGAGGAAUCCCGGGGGAAUGCAAUGAGUCAAUCUUGCGCCAAAACCCCACAGAGGCGUGAGUUACACCGAAAACGAUCGACGCCGCUUACUUGGCAGCUUCCGGUGGACAGUCGGGCUGGUUGGAUGGGUGAGCCGCUCGGAAUGCGGGAUGACCCUCGAGCUCGCGAUCGAUACGCAGAAUGAUCGGAUACGGGCGCAGAUCCACGUGGAAACGGCGCGCAUUGAACACCUGCGGCACGAGGCAACAGUCGGCUAGGGUGAUCUCAUCGCCCACACAGAAUUUGCCCGCCGACGUGGAGAGCAGCUUCUCGAUCGCACGGAAUCCGCGCGUUAUCCAAUGCUGGGCCCAUUCCUUCUUCUUCUCCUCACCGACGUGGAUCAGCACUAUCAGAUUCUGCAGUGGCUGAACACCGGAUGCAAUCACCUACAACGGGACAUAUUCACGAUUAGUAACACCGGUCGGAGUGAGAUGGGAGAAAGGGAAAUUAUUUACUUACCUCACAGAUUUCCCGCACUUUGGCACGCUUCAGAACAUCCUGGGGCAUCAGUGGACGCUGAGGGCGCGUUUCUUCCAAAUAGUACAUAAUCGAAACCGAUUCAAUGAGCGUAUGGCCAUCUGAAAAAAGGAGCACAAUAUUCUCGUAAGUAAUCGUUGGUAUGUGUCCUGAUGAUCGUUCGAUCACGAACGAUCGGUUGUUGUGUGAGAUGAAUGAUGAAUAAAUUUUUAGUGCAUUGUUGUUAAAGUAUAUUAUGUUUUUUUAGACAUUUUGAGUCAGUUUGACUUUCAUAUUAGAUAUAUUCAAUUGUUUUGGUUCAUAUUAGACACAUUCUUCUGUAAUUGGGCCAUACAAGAUAUUCAUUAGCCAGUUUUCAAUUGAAUAUUAUGAUGGAAAAUCACUCCUCAAUCUUUCUAUUCUUACGGUAGCUUCUCCCCAUAUUUGGUAACAAUAACAUGACGAGCGAUCGCUCCUGAUCGAUUGAUCAUCGAAACAGUUUCCAUUAUAUGAAGUAAUGAAAUAUUUCACGGAUCGUUCAAACGAUCGUUCCAAUAAUGCCAUACUAUUCCAAACGUAACAUCAAAGAAGCAUCUGUUUGGAGCAAUUGCGAUAACGGUUACGCACUACAGAAGAUACAAAUUGACCAAUGAAAUCGCCGGCGGCGGUUUUGGCGGCAUUUUGUUCAUUGAACCCACUGAUAGAAGACACAUCAUAAAGCGCUGGGUAUAUGGCACGUUUAUUGUCCACCGUCACCUGUAUAGCUGACCGCUUCAAUUCCGCUUCCGAUGAAUUCAACUACCCUAAUAUGGCGCAUCCGUCGGAACUGCUAUAGAACCGAGUGCUAAGAGCAAAUCCGCAUCAGUUUUACUCCAGAACUUGAGGCGAUCGAAGGUGACCACUUGUAAACUGUGUUUGUGUUUUAAGCUACGAUACAUUCAGUGAAAGUGACAUCAACCAUCCACCAUGUGGCAAAAGAUUGCACUGCUGACGGUGUUGGCAUUCUUUGCCUGCCAGCAGCUCGUAUGGUCGAAAACGGUCGCAGUGCCGGAGGUGGUCAAAAAGGUGCUGCCCCGUGCCGCCGACAGCGAGUUGCUGAUCGAGUUUGAUCGGCUGUUUAACCAGCUGCACUACGACGUCGACUACAAGCUGCGUGUGCUGCGCAUGAACCAAUCGCUCGCGAUCAAAAACCUAAACGCCCAGUUCAUCUCGCGCUUCGGCAUUGUGAUCACCCAGAUACAGGAGGAGAAACUGCGCGUGAAGGACGCCAUCCUGCAGCACGCGCUCGAGAUCGGCAACACGCAGAACCCGUGCAUUGUCGAGAAGAACGACGAAGCGCUCCGUCAGGCCACACAAUCGGCGGCCGACAUUAGCCUGGCGGCCGAGCUGGCCUACGCCGACAUGUCGACGGCGUCGCGCGUCUUCUUCUACCCGCAGGUGCAGGCCUUCCAGAACAGCUCGACCGCCCUGCAAAGCACGGUGGUGGAGAAGCUGAGCCGCUCGAACGCGGUGACGGAUUUGGACAUUACGCUCGCAGAACUGGCGUACUACUACGAGGGCGAGGAAAACAAAAUCGAGCGUGUGCUGACCGGCAUCGAGCAGGAGCUGGCCAACUUCCAGGAGGUUGUGAACAAUGUGCGCCGCGACGUCUGGGCAAUGUCCGAUACGAUCGCGCGUAACUUUGUGUUCAACAUGGGUCUUCUGCUCGAAGAUGCACUGCAGUGUUCGUAACUUGGCUUUCCCUAGUCUUCCCGCUUUGGUGCGUUAUAUUCGCGGGGGGUUGGUGAUGCCAUCUUCCGGUUGGAUUUUGAGCCUGGUGUAAGAAGAUAUCGCCCGAAUCGAGAACCUAAAGGAGUCAGCGGAGAGGGAGGAGUGGAACGUAUCGCCUGAGGGUGUGUGGUGCUCAAUUAUCGAGAUAUGGCUUCUAAUAAACCCGUAUUUACUAGGUAAA